AUCAAUCUCAAUCAUCAUUCUAUCUUUCUCUCUUCUCAUAUUUUUCACGUUUUUGAUGAUAAAAUUUGAUUUCAUCUUCAACCGUUGGAUCGAACUCUCUUAUCUUCAUCUCACCCAUUUGAUUCUCAUAUCAGAUAUAAUUAAUUUCCUAUAAAUAUCAAACCUAUCUCUACCUUCACAUGACACUCUUACUGUUUUGCCACUGAUUGUAUUUCAGCCUCUCUAUCUCUCCGUCUCUGCUACAUGUUAUCACCUUCAAUUCUCGCUCGAGUUUCAGCAAUGUCAAUAAUUGGGCGCAGAGGAAUUCAUUUCUUGCGUAAACUCAGUGCUGAAAAUGUUCCCAGUGAUUUGCUAGAGAAGGGUCAAAGCCGAGUUAUAGAUGCUUCUCUCACUCUCAUUCGUGAGAGCGCAAAGCUCAGGGGAGAGCUUGUGCGUGCUUUAGGAGGCGCUGUAGCAUCCACUUCUCUUUUGGGUGUUCCUCUUGGACAUAACUCGUCGUUUCUUCAAGGGCCUGCUUUUGCUCCUCCUCGGAUUAGAGAGGCAAUCUGGUGUGGUAGUACCAACUCAACAACUGAAGAAGGUAUGUAAUCAUCUAAAAACUAU
This is a messenger RNA of Prunus avium (sweet cherry), 603 nucleotides long. The record is from RefSeq and is a predicted model, not a curated record. NCBI's taxonomy places the organism in Eukaryota, Viridiplantae, Streptophyta, Magnoliopsida, Rosales, Rosaceae.